AUGGAGUUGCCCAACCAUGCCAAGCAGCUGCUUUUGCAGCUGAACCAGCAGCGGGCCAAAGGCUUCCUCUGCGACGUCAUCAUCGUGGUGGACAACGCACUCUUCCGGGCCCACAAGAACGUCCUAGCUGCCAGCAGCAUAUAUUUCAAGUCCCUCGUCCUGCAUGACAACCUCAUCCACCUGGACACAGACAUGGUCAGUCCCACGGUUUUCCGCCAGGUCCUGGAUUUCAUCUACACAGGCAAGGUGCUCCCCAGCGAGCAGCCAUCAGAGCCCAACUUCAGCACGCUCCUCACCGCCGCUAGCUACCUCCAGCUACCAGAGCUGGUCGCUCUGUGCCGCCGGAAGCUCAAGCGGGCAGGGAAACCCUUCGGCUCUGGCCGAGCCGGAGUCCCAGGAAUGGGCCGGCCAGCCCGCGGCCAGCGUCUGUCCACUGCCUCGGUCAUCCAGGCCCGGUACCCAGCGGCCUCAGAGAAUCGCAAGGCCGUGCAUCCUCCCAAAGAGCUUCCUCAGUCCAAGGGCUCGGAUGAUGAGCUUUUCCUUGGGGGCCCGGGCCAGGAGAACUCACAUCCCCUGGGCCGAAUCAGCUGCAAGAACGGCGGGGAAGGGGCCAGCUGCGGGGGCUCCAGUGGGAACAGUGGUGGCAGUGAACAGGAGCUGGGCCUGGACCUGUCCAAGAAGAGCCCCCCCUUACAGCCCCCGGCCCCUGGCCCCCUGCUCGGCCCCGAUGACCUCGGCCAGCUCAGCGACAGCCAGCACGGCUCCCCUGCACCAGCCUCCACCAACAGUGCCUCUUACGCAGAGCCUGGUGGCCCCCCGGAAGACCCCAUGGAGGUGGAGGGGGCGGGGCCCCCUGAGGAGAACCACUUAGGGCUGCUGGAAGGGCCAGGGGGCCAGCCUCGCAAGAGUCUGCGGCAUCUGGCUCGGAAGAAGGAGUGGAGCAAAACAGAGGCCGUGGCCUGUGCCUCGGCUGGGGGCAAGAGCUGCUGCCCAGGGGACGAGGACGAGCUGGAAGACGGGCUCCCCAAUGGCAUCUUGGGAGCAGGUGGGGCGCCCUACGGGGACCCGCCUUACCCUUGCAAGGAGGAGAUGGAGAAUGGCAAGGAGCUCAGUGAAGAGAGUGGGCAGAGUGAGGGCGAGGGUGCCGGGGGCCCUGCAGGGUCUGGCGGCGCCAACUACGUGUACCGCCAGGAGGGCUUUGAGGCGGUGCCCUAUGGAGACAACCUGUAUGUGUGUAUCCCCUGUGGCAAAGGUUUCCCCAGCUCCGAGCAGCUCAACGCCCACGUGGAGACGCACACGGAGGAGGAGCUCUUCAUCAAGGAGGAGGGCGCCUACGGGGGCGGCCCAGCGCCUGAGGAGGAGGCCGAGGACCUGUCGGCCCCCAGCCCGGCCUAUGCCACCGAGCAGCGCCCCUUCAAGUGCUCGGGCUGUGAGAAGAGCUACAAGGACCCGGCCACGCUGCGGCAGCACGAGAAGACACACUGGUUGACGCGGCCCUUCCCCUGCAACAUCUGCGGCAAGAUGUUCACCCAGCGUGGCACCAUGACCCGCCACAUGCGCAGCCACCUGGGCCUCAAGCCCUUCGCGUGCGAGGAGUGCGGCAUGCGCUUCACGCGCCAGUACCGCCUGACGGAGCACAUGCGUGUGCACUCGGGCGAGAAGCCCUACGAGUGCCACCUGUGCGGCGGCAAGUUCACCCAGCAGCGGAACCUCAUCAGCCACCUGCGCAUGCACACCUCCCCCUCUUAG
Molecule: messenger RNA, 1749 nt
Organism: Trichosurus vulpecula (common brushtail)
Lineage: Eukaryota; Metazoa; Chordata; Mammalia; Diprotodontia; Phalangeridae
Gene: HIC2
Product: HIC ZBTB transcriptional repressor 2
Exons: 1
Coding region: 1-1749 (582 amino acids)
Biological process (GO): regulation of transcription by RNA polymerase II
Cellular component (GO): nucleus
Molecular function (GO): protein binding; DNA-binding transcription factor activity, RNA polymerase II-specific; RNA polymerase II cis-regulatory region sequence-specific DNA binding
Source: RefSeq, a predicted model, not a curated record